Dendrobium catenatum is the source of this 1801-nucleotide messenger RNA. RefSeq names its product AT-hook motif nuclear-localized protein 10. The coding region runs from base 435 to 1550 and encodes 371 amino acids. Gene Ontology annotation, molecular function: minor groove of adenine-thymine-rich DNA binding. The record is from RefSeq and is a predicted model, not a curated record. Lineage: Eukaryota; Viridiplantae; Streptophyta; Magnoliopsida; Asparagales; Orchidaceae. The transcript has 8 exons.
UUUUCGAUUAAAAAAAAUCCCUUUGGGCAUAUACAGAUAAAAAGGGUUAUGCGAAAUUAAGAAAAAUCGGAAGGGGGAGGGAAUAUUGCGGCGAUUUUCAUUUUAACGCCUAUCGAAGCCUUCAGCUUCGUGAGCUCCGCUACGAUUUUAUGAAAUUUACAGCAAAAUUCGGGAUAAAAGGAGAAAUUUUGCUGUGUUUUGUCAGAUUUUUCUUUGGUUUUUUGGCAGAUCUUGGAACUAGUUUGUGUAUUUUUCAAGGGUUUAGGGUUUCGGUGAUUUUAGCUCCUUCCAGUCCAAAAUAUUUCACUCUUCUGUUCUUCUGAUCCUGUUAAUCUUUCUUGAAACAUAGUUGGCUAACUUGGUUCUCCUGGAGUUCUAGCUUUAUCUGAGCUCAGACUACUGUUGAUGUGAUUCAGAUACUUGUCAUUACAGCCAUGGAAGUUAGGUCCGAGCAAUCUUUCAGUAUUGGGAUGCAGAAUUUCCCAGUGGCAACGAAGCCCUCGAUUUCGGGCAUGCGACUCACAAUGACUCACGAUGGCACUGCUGUUUAUAAGCCAAUUACUACCACCACUAACGCUACGCCCGCCCCGACGAUCUCUUCUGUUUCAGCUACCCCUUUUCCGGGAGGAAGCUCCCCCGUCUGCCUUGGAAGUGAUGGGUCCUCGGCGGCACCUGUUGGGGCCAUCCAUGGACUAAAUAUGGCCUCUGGUGAGCUGGUGAAGAAGAAGCGAGGGCGACCUAGAAAGUAUGCCCCUGAUGGCAGCAUGGCCCUUGCUCUCACUCCAGUUUCCCCUACUUCGGCAACUCCUUCAGGCAUCGGAGGCUUUUCUCCUCUUUCAAUGGGGCAUGGAAGCACCGAUCUUUCUGUUCCAGGUGAUCCCAUGAAGAAAGCAAAGGGAAGGCCUCCAGGCUCUGGGAAGAAGCAGCAGUUGCUUGCACUUGGAUCGGCAGGAACUGGAUUUACUCCACAUGUUAUUGCUGUUAAGGCUGGAGAGGAUGUGUCCGCAAAGAUCAUGUCAUUUUCUCAGCAUGGACCACGUGCUAUUUGCAUUCUUUCAGCAAAUGGGGCAAUCUCUAAUGUGACUCUUAGACAAGCUGCAACUUCCGGUGGAACAGUAACUUAUGAGGGUCGGUUUGAAAUAUUGUCACUGUCUGGUUCAUUUCUGCUAUCGGAGAGUGGCGGCCAGCGCAGUCGAACUGGUGGUCUGAGUGUUUCUUUGGCUGGUCCUGAUGGUAGAGUUCUUGGUGGCGGAGUUGCUGGACUUCUGACAGCAGCAUCUCCUGUUCAGGUUGUAGUGGCAAGUUUUAUCGCUGAAGGAAAGAAAGAACGAAAGAAUGUUAAUCUGUUAGACGGUGCAUCGGCCAUGGAAAAGCUAGCUCCUGGCGGUGGCAUUCCUGGCGGUGGUGGCGUGAUAACCGGCGGUAGCAGUCCACCAUCUCGAGGAACUCCUAGCGAGUCAUCUGGAGGGCCUGCAAGCCCGCUCAACCAAAGCACAGGCACCUGCAACAACAGCAACCAGCAGAGCUUCUCGAGCUUCUUAUGGAAAUGAAAGAUGGCCGCCUCUACCGUUAUCUUAACACUUUUUAACAUUCUCCAUUUGUAGGUUUCUUACUUGUUUGCUGUGUUGUGUGCAACUUACUAGAGAGAUAGAGAGAGCAUUCUGUAGUGGUGUAGUAGUCUUGAUUUUAAUAUGAGGAUUUGUUGCUCUUAGUUUAAAUAUGUAUUGCUUAAUUGUGUUGUACUACUCGAUCUCAAAUCCUAAUUUGAGUUAGUUUCAAUUAAUUAUGGCUCUUAAAUCAA